Molecule: messenger RNA, 9335 nt
Organism: Myxocyprinus asiaticus (Chinese sucker)
Lineage: Eukaryota; Metazoa; Chordata; Actinopteri; Cypriniformes; Catostomidae
Product: MAM domain-containing glycosylphosphatidylinositol anchor protein 1-like
Exons: 18
Coding region: 109-2976 (955 amino acids)
Biological process (GO): homophilic cell-cell adhesion
Cellular component (GO): plasma membrane
Molecular function (GO): protein binding
Source: RefSeq, a predicted model, not a curated record
GGACGAUCUUUUGAAAAGGAAUUAAGGAUUUUGGGAAGCAUCUCACUGAUCUUACUGCGAGGAGACUGAGCUCGCACAUAUAAAGGUAAUGAGGGAUCGCACCUGAAGAUGGAGCUUUUCUGCAUUUUAUUAUUUUCGGUCCUCCACCGGUAUGCGCAAACACAAGGAGUUUAUGCUCCUGCAAAUGCACAGAUCGUGCAUUCUGGCCAGGCAUGUGUGGUAAAAGAGGACAACAUCAGUGAAAGAAUCUACACAAUUAGAGAAGGGGACACAUUAAUCCUGCAGUGCCUGGUCAAAGGACACCCACGGCCACAGGUGCGGUGGACCAAGACAGCAGGCAGUGCCUCUGACAAGUUCCAGGAAACGUCCAUCUUCGAUGAGACUCUACAGAUCCCCAACAUCCAGAGAGUGCAGGGCGGCCGCUACUACUGCAAGGCUGAGAAUGGAGUGGGGGUGGCUGCCAUCAAGUCCAUUCGUGUAGAUGUGCAGUAUCUGGAUAAGCCCGUGCUCACAGUGCACCAGACGGUGGGUGAUGUACGAGGGAACUACUAUCUGGAGAAAACAGUGUUUUUACGCUGUACGGUGAACUCCAAUCCUCCUGCGCGCUUUAUCUGGAAACGGGGAAAUAGACAGAUAGAACAAAGCAAAGACAACGGGGUGGACAUCUACGAGCCUCUGUAUACACAGGGUGAGACAAAGGUGCUGAAACUGAAAAAUCUUCGUCCUCAGGAUUUUGCUAAUUACACCUGUCAGGUGUCCGUACGGAAUGUGUGUGAUAUUCCAGACAGCUCCGUCACCUUUCGACUCACCAACGCAACAACACCCCCUGCACUGAAGCUGUCUGUGAACGAGACGUAUGUGGUGGACCCAGGCCAAGACGUCACGCUCUCCUGCGACGUAACGGCAGGGUUCCCCACACCUACGGUGACCUGGUCGCGGUAUCCUGGGUCUCUCCCCCGGCGGUCCGUGAUACGAGGGGGGUCCCUCACUCUCUGGUCCGUCAUUCCUGAUGAUGCUGGUGUCUACAACUGCACCGCCGUCAAUAAUGUUGGAAACCCUGCAAGAAGAACCGUCAACCUCAUUGUGAGAACCAUGAAGAACUUAACAUUCCAGAUCACCCCAGACUCCAACAAAGACAGCGAGAGCAUACAGAUGGGUCGAGACCUCAAACUGUCUUGCCAUGUUGACGCCCAGCCUCAGGAUAAGGUGUACUACACCUGGUACAAGAAUGGAGCUCUCAUCUACCCCACCGACACCCUGAUUGUGCUCCGCAGUGACCCGGACAUGCCACCUGGUACCAGCAGCCUGGAAAUUGUGGACAUGAAGUUCAGAGAUCAGGCCACAUACAGCUGCGUUGCGAACUUUCCAGGGAGCAGCGUUCCUGAACUGCGCGUUGACGUCAACAUCACGCAGAGCAGCGUCGUUCCUCCUGUUCUGAGUUUGCCAGUCGGAGGGGGUGUGGUUAAUGCCAGUGAAGGUGGUACAGCAGAGCUUGUGUGUUUGGUUGAUGGUAAACCCCGCCCACCCGUUCUUUGGUCUCGUGCCAACAAGGAUCUGCCCAUGCCAUCAGGGGACUGGGUGGUUGAGACUCGUGACGGACGUUUGCGCCUGACCAAUGUGACGCGGGAUAUGAUGGGAGCGUAUCGCUGUCAAACUGCACCUUACAAUGGCCUAAACAUCAAACGCAGACAGGCGCAGGUGCAGCUCAAUGUGGAAUACCCUCCUGUUGUGGAUCCAGUCUUGAUGGACGUUCGUUCUCCAACCUUCCAGAUGGUCAAUUUGCGCUGUGUGGUUCUGAAGUCCAAUCCAAACCGGAUAGCCAGUGCCCGCUGGUACUACAAUGGCAUGCCCAUCCGAACCCCACCGGUGGACCCACAAAGUGUUCCUCAGCUCCGGUUUAAACUGGACCCAAAUAAUAAUGGCACUUACGAGUGUAGAGUGAGCAAUGGAGUUGGGACCUCAACCUGCACUUUCAAUGUUUCUGCCCAGCCGUUUAAUGCAGAGUUUUACUAUGACACACCAAAUCCCAUUCGCACCUUGAAGAACAAUUAUUCGUACAUCUUACAGUGGACACAGAGAGAGCCCAACGCUGUAGACAAAAUCAUCGGCUACUGGAUUAACGUCAAACAGAACACCCAGACGAUUUUGUCCAAGCAGAUCACCACUAAAGAACCAGUGAAAGGUGUUCUGAUGUCCUACACACUCACAGACUUACGUAUUCCCCUGUCAUAUGAGGUCAGCCUCAGUCCUGUAACCAGUUUUGGGAGGGGAGACACCGUAACACGCAUCAUACAGUACUCAGAGCCCUACACUUACCCGCGACCUUCAGAUCACGUAUGUGGGUUCGAGGAUGUGCGGAUAUGUGGAUUCACUCAAGACCGCGGCGAUGUGUUUGACUGGACCAGACAGAACCAUCUCACCCAGAACCCCAAACGCUCUGUAAACACAGGGCCUGAUAUGGACAGGAGUGGGACAAAAGAAGGCUACUACAUGUACAUUGAGACAUCAAGGCCACGUCAGGCAGGGGACCGAGCCCGUCUUCUCUCUCCGCUCUACAACGUGACAGCAGCGCGAGGACCAACAGGGUCCACCAGAGCCCCUUACUGCAUCUCCUUCUACUACCACAUGAACGGAAAACAUAUCGGAACACUAAAUGUCCUGAUGAGGGUGAAGAGUAUAGCCGUUGUGGAUUCUGCAAUCUGGACUCUGUCUGGACACCAGGGGCCGGAAUGGAGGAAGGCAGAUGCUGUGAUCUUUCCAAGUGGACCCUUCCAGGUGGUAUUUGAAGGUAUCCGUGGAAACGGCUUUGAGGGAGACAUCGCGAUUGAUGACGUUUCCGUUACCAAGGGGAAAUGCAAACAGCAGGAUAACGUAGACAAAACAGCAGUGCUCUCUGGGACAGACCGGCAUCUUAACUUUCUUCCUGUGAGCGUCCAUCUCAUCAGCACCAUCUGUCUGACACUCCUCCUCAGAUGAUACUGACACCCCGCGCACAAACGCCUGCGUAGGACACCUCCCGCGGCAGCAAUAAAAACUGCCCGACAUAUGACCACACUUCCUGCUGCUGCCUUCCUCAUGCUCGUUUCCUGUUUCCCAUGCUCAUGCGCAUGUCCUUCGACAUGACUGCCAUCAUACUUCUUAACAAUGUUCAUUUUCUUCCAUUUACACAUUUGAUAGUUGCUUUUAUUCAGAGCAACUUGCGGUGCAUUCAGAUCAGUUGGUGUGUUCCCUUGGAUUCGAAUCCAUGACCUCUGUGUCGCUAUAUCCGCAGUUGAGCUAUAGGAACACAUAUGCUUUCUUUGUUAUUGUGAGCACUGCUUCUACAUGCUAUGUGGCACCUUCAUUACAACUUUUGUGUUUUAUAUAAGCAUAACCUUAGUUAAUAUUGUGCAUUUCCAUCCAUACGUCUUGUCAUCUCUCCACCAUCCUCCAUUAAUCGUCCUGUAUCCCCCGUGUAUGUAUCUGACACACCAAAAUGUCAACUCUGUUACCAAAGAUGACGGAAGGCUUACAGGAUGGGUGGACCACUGAAAGAGACAUGAGCGACAUUUCUCAAAAUAAACUACUCUUUCCUUGGACUGAAGUGCAUGGAGAUUUGAUUUCCUUAAGACAUCGGCAGGACCUGAGCAGGAAUGGACGAAUGAAGCGAGGAUGGUCAAGGAUGGUUACGAAGUUAGCCGAUUAAUACUGAUGAUCUGAAUGAAACUGUACAUGUACAUCCACGACGUGUAUGUGAUAUAUUGGAAAGUCGAGCUGUAGAAUACAUUAAUGGACUCUGCAACUGCAACUUCUGGGACUACGACAAUGUGAAACUAAAGAAGCACAAAUUUAUACAGUAUCUUUUUGGUAGUCAUUUUGGUUCCUUUACUUGGUAUUUUCACUGUACAUUUCAUGUCCUUUGGCUUUCUUUACCAGCCAACAUAUUCCACUGCUGCAUUGCCGAUCGGUGAUUAGAGGGGUAGAAGGUGGUUUUGAAAACAAUACAGUGUGAACUUUGGACAAGAAAGGCAUCAAUUACCUCACCUUCAAUCUACAAGAUCCAUAAGCCACCUGGACAAACUGUGACAAUGAUCGCUUGAGCUUCGAUCAAACUGCCAGGAGGGUGUUGACUCACUGGGUCUGUUGUCCUCAUUCAGCAAUAGGUACCUCUGAUUACAUUACAGACACUGCAAUGAAAGUUCUCUUCAUGGGCACAUGGACUCUAUUAGUACUAAAAGAUUGACACCUCUGGGCUGCCAGACUGCACUCUUGGCGUUGAUGAUCAGGAAUGUCAUUUUGCAUAGUGUUAGAGAGAAAGUGCAAGUACAUGCAAGCUUUAUAGGGUUGCCAUUGAAAACUUCAGUCAUAUUUUGUUUUGGAAGGUUUAAGAUGGCAUCAAACAGUUUUGACAUUUAGACAGUGCACUGUUUUGGCACACGUUAACCUAAAACACACACAUUUGUCGAUACAUCUCCAUUAAUGCUGCAUUUUAUUCAACUUGGGCCACAUCCACAAUAAUCCGAUUUUGUUUGAGAACUCCAUUUUUGGUUUCUUAACGUCAUCAUUUUCUAAAGUACGUGGUAAUGGAGAGCGUUUUCAAAAGGCUACUUUUUGUGGAGGAAAAUGCUGUUUGGACGAGAGUCGUAAACGUAGCGAAAUCAUUGCAUUUUCAACAAAAACAUGUUAAUGUGGACUCAGGAAGUCUGAAUUUCCAACUUCAUAUGUGUAAAAUUGCAAUAGAAUAGUCAGGCUUCCAACUUGGAAACGUGCAUAAGAAGUGCAGGUGUAUGAUGUCAUGCGAACAUGGCGGCACCCAGGGAGAUGUACACAGUUAACGAUAAACCUUUACGCAAAAGAAAUGAACAGUGAGUCAAGGUUUCUACAUUACAUAAAACAACCUGUUUAGAGAACAUUUGCAAAGUCAAGUUUGUAAAACAUGGUAAAUUAUCCUUUUUGUUGAUAAUUGUACAUUUGUACACAAAUGCUAGCUUUGCUUUGCAAUGUUUAUCCUCUGCAACUCGAGUAACAGUUCCAGUAGCAUUUCCACUUGAGCACGGUUUGGUACGGUAUGGUAUGGUAUGGUUGAUUACAAACUAUUCCCGGCGCAGAAUUCUUUGCAUGGUUAGCUAUCCGCACUCAACCAUGCUGGUGGAACGUCUUUAGUGUGUGGCGACUCAUGUCUGGUCACUUGCUCAGUCAGUCCAUUUAAAUUCUCAUUUUCACAGCACCAUGAUGGAAAAAGAAACUAAAUGUGCCAAUGAGCCUGCAGUAUGGAACAGCAUGGUUCAGCAACGAGAACCGUUGGCUCGAUAGCGGAAAAUCGCUUUUGGUUGCUUGGAAACUUUGCUAAACUUCUUUGUUGACAAUCAAACACCUGCAAAGCUACAGCAUUUUCAUCGAGUGUCGGGCAAUGGAAUGCCUUUCUGGUCAGAGAUCAUAGAUAUCAAGUAGGAAUAUCCCACAUACGACUUUGAAUGGAACGCAGCAUUAGUUACGAAUAUCAUCAUUUUAAGAUUCAGAUGCAAUAUAUUGUUACCACAAAUUUAGCCAAAUGUAGGCUACCCUCACUGUAAUUCUUUUUAAAUAAGUAAUAUCACUUCACGGACAAUAACAUUUAAGCAUAUUGUUACAGUGCAGUAGCAAUAUGUGAUGUCUGACGUUCAAGCAAAGGGUAUGAGCAAACUUCCAGGGUUGUGAAAGUUCUAGUACUCUCUUUAGCUUCAUCACAUAUAUCAUCAGUGCAAGGGGGCACCGAAUUACAGUAGUAUACUGAUUACAUGAAGAGUGGAAGACCAUUUGUGCCUCUGUUUGAGUGUCCUUUAUCCAAUUUGCGUAAGCUUAGAUGUUAUCGUACAAUCUUCUAUAUAUAUUUCAAUUGCUUUGCUCUAGUAUUAUCCAUGCUGAUAUCAUCAAAAGUAGUUCCAUACUCAGUGGAGCUUUAAGGUAUGUCUGUUUACAAACAUAAAAUCCGCAAAAUAAUGUUUCAGCUUGUAAAAUUCGCUCAUGCUCAUAUUUAAUCAGUUCAUAUUUAUCCUACUGCGUAAUAUGGCGUGUGUCUAUCGCUGUCGAAGAGAUUAUCAUACAGUAGACUCGCUCCUCAGGUAAUUCCAUAGGUAACAGGGACAAUGCCUCGGAUGAAUUCAACCCCAGUCCAGGUUUCUCCAACAAUUAAAAACACUCACACGGCUGUAAUACUGUUUCAUGUGUAUGCUACCGUAAACGCUCUGAACUCUUGCAUAAUGCUUUCAUUACACAUCAUGUAAUCAGCUAUUAUUUAUCAUCCAUGCUAAGUUUAAUAGGAGCUGUUACAGAACACAAAAGAUUAGAUUUAAUGCAAGAAUUACAAAGGAAGUGAAUCAAUAAAUGAAUGGAGGGUUACAUUAUUUUCUGUUGCAGGAUAUUGUUAUGUACGUGAUUAUGCAUUCCAAAUGUUUCCUUUCAUUGUUUCAAGAUAUUUUGAUGUGUGUUUGGUGACAUGUCAGUAUUACCUAUUACCCCAUCUAUAUGGCUACUUUGUGUUUUUCUUUUGUUCUACAGUAUUUUCCAAACAUUUCUAAUAUUUUUUAACAUAGUCUCAUCAUUUAUUACAACUCAAUUAUUACAAAUCUGUAAUAAUUCACUGAUAAUUACAGGUUGAUGGUGAGAUGGCAAAAUCGUAAGAUAUUGUAUGGCUCAUACGAAAAGGUACAACAUUUAUUUCCAUAAAAAACAGAAUUUCAAAUCAAUUCACUACAGGCAUAAAAUUGUAUCUAGCCCCGUAUGUAACACUUUAUUUUAAGGAAACAUCAGUGAACAAAUUUGGUUACUCAUUCCAUAUUUAUUUAUGCAAUACAAUUGACUGAUGUACUGUUUGUCAAUAACCUGUAAAACGCUUUUAUGUUCCAAAUCCUGCUGUUUCCUUUCAUUGUAUGCAAAAGUUAUUUUCCUAUUAAAAUCAUGGUUAGAUUAGGGUUGGGGGUAAAUUUAGGAAAAAUCACAAAAACAUUGUUUGUUGGUUCAUUUAUUUUUCUCUACUGGAGUAGUUGUACAUUAGGUACUAGCCAACUUGUACAAUUUCUUAUGAUUUUACAACUUCAUACUAUUAUUAUGACUUGUCAUGAGACAUUUUUUAUUUAUAAUAGUACAUGUAGAUACAUUUUUCAAAAUGUUCCCAGAUUUUGACCACAAACCAUGUCUUCAGAUACUGUGCAAUAUACAUUAAUAGGUUUGUCCUGUAGUUCAAUGUCCAAAAAAGAGAUUGUUAUUGAUAGUUCAGUUCAAAGCUGAUUAAAAUGUAACGCUUGACACAAGAAGUGCACACCCACCCCUGAUGAUGAGCGAAUGAAUGUAACUGAAAUUCUUAUUCGUCAAGUCUUACUGGCAGGUCCAGAUGAAAUCCCAGACUAGUGUUUUAUGUAUUGAAAAAAUGAAAUUCUGUUGAAUUGGUUUUGAACAACUUUGAAAGUACUAUGUUUUAUGAUAGUUGAAUGAAUAAUCAAAUUAGCCAAAAUACUUAAUUAACAAACGGGGAGAGGGGAAUGUGUAGAAUUUUGGAAAUAACAGGUGUUUGAUUUGAGUUUACGAAUAUUGAUUCUGUGCGGGCAUGCUUACUGACUACGUUCAGUGAUUGGGAAUGACAACCAUAUAUACCUACAGGUUUGACUAUCAAUUUGUUCUGUAGAUACAACAUCAGUCAGAAGUGGUACAAAUAAUGUCUACAUAGACAGAUAACCAAACUCAAUUCCCUUCGCAAACUCCCGGUAGAUGUGAGGAACGCCUAUAACUAAUGAUUUAUAAUUAAAAAUGUAAUUGUAUUUAACAUUAUACCCCAAUAACCUGAGAGAGAUUGGUAGUCCUAAUAUUAGUGACAGAGACUGACAGCCAAUAACCAGUGAAACAUGCACUUAUGUCAUUCCGUAUGUCAGUGACAACUUGUUAUCGGCUGCUGUUCCGUUUAUACAUUUAUAUAGUACAUAUCAACCCAAGGCGCUAUCAAAAUUGAUUGUGACUCUUGAAAAUUUGAGUCACCUCGGAGAUAAUGCACUUGUCACUCUCAUAACUAAACUGUAUGAACAGAACAGAAUUUAGCUCUCCAAACCAGGACUGGCAACUGUAUUCUGCUGUUAUGUGAACUUAACCACUGUAGUCUACUAUUUGAAGCCAUUAUCAGGCUGUACAAAGUUGCUAUUGAGGGUUGAGCACAUUACGUUGCAAUAUAAUAUUAAAUGUGGCAUUAGUAUGCUGUAGAAUGAUCAGGGGUCACUGAGAAAUCUGAUUAUUAUUGAAUGUCAGGUUACCAAGGGGGUUUGAUCGUUAUUAUAUUGUGAUGUUUGAUGCACAUUUUGAUUUUGUCUCUUUUUUUAAGAAUCACUAGUGUUUUAAUCCACCAAAAGUGUCUAAUUGUUCAAACGUAUGCCUCCACAAGGAUGACUGGAGAAUUAACCGUAAUAACACAUGUAGCAUUAUCCUUGAAAUGUACCACAAGAAAGGGCGUUUCCUGUUCGUUCUGCUCCGGAGGAAGUCAGUAGAUUCCCAUCUGAAGCACUGGUGAAAAAAAAUCACUGAUGGUCUUACUGCCAGAUGCCCUCCUAACCUAAAAAUGUACCAUGGUAACUGUGUUACACCAUCUGUUGAGAGUAUAAAUAAGUGAAUCUCACGAAAACAUGUCCAGCUCACAUUUCAACUAAAAACUUAAAUUUUGCAUUAAUAAUAAUGAUAAUAAUAUUGAUAUCAUAAUAAUAAUAACACAAAUGUAAAAAUUGACUCUUUAUUCUAAUUUUUAUUUAUUUUUUGUAUUUUUUUUUUGUAUUUUUGUAUUUUGUAUUUUUUUUAUUUUUGCCAUUCUUAUAAUAUAGUACUAUUUUAAAGGCAACAAAACAAAUACUACAAUGAUUUACUUGUUUAUUUUUCUUUCAUUACGGUAUUGAGAAUGGGUGGAAUUUUUAAUUUCCUCUUAUUAGAUUUUGAGGUGAAAUAUGACAGAGACAUGUUUUUGACCCCUUUCGUGAUAUUCACUGAUAUAUUUAAAAGUUAUUGAAAUAACAACAGAAUUCCUUGACCAAUCCUGCAGGUCCAUCUGUGGAAGUCGCAAACACACACUCACAAAUACAACCACAUCACUGCUGAAGAAUGUCUCUCAAUGUUAAAUUGAUCAUUAGUGGGCUACACAGCUCUGAUUGGCUGUGCCGUCCUAUGCAAAGCAUUCAGACCAGAGAGAAAGACUUUCUGUUUUUAGUUUGUAUGUAUAUUUAUUUGUUUGUUUUAUACUGGUGCACAAGUGAGAGAACAGCUUGUAGUGCUGGAUGUUGUAUAUUCUCUGUCAUGUAAUGAACUAUUUUAGAGGAAAAAUAUAUUUGAAAUAUGACUCCAAGAUGUAU